AUGCUCACCUCGGUGCUCGCAGGGGCUUCGGAUGGGCUGCCGGAGCUGCCCUGUGCCCGCUACCCGGGGGAGCUGCCGGAGCUGCCCUGUGCCCGCUAUCUGGAGGAGUUGCCGGAGCUACCCUGUGCCCAAUAUCUGGGGAGCAGCCGGACCUACCCUGCACCCAUUAUCCGGGGGAGCAGCCGGACCUGCCAUCCAACUCCUGCCACGACGAACCCAUGCUCCUGGAGCCCGCAGAGGCCAACGCCAGGACCCAGCACCAGAGAGACCCCCCCCCUCACUCGACUUCCAUUGCGGGGGCUGGGCACUGAUCUCCGUGUCUCUCCCGCAGUGGGUGGGCGCGUGGACUUUGAGGACUUUGUGGAGAUGAUGGGGCCGAAGCUGCAUGAGGAGACAUCCCACAUGGUGGGGGGGUGUGAGCUCAAGAUUGCCUUCCGUGAGUUGGACAGGAACAGGGAUGGGGAGAUCAGCAGCACAGAGCUGAAGGACGCCCUCCUGGCCCUGCUGGGGGAGCAGAUCCCGCUGCUGGAGGUGGAGGAGAUCCUGCGCGAUGUUGACCUCAAUGGGGACGGCCAUGUGGACUUUGACGAGUUUGUGAUGAUGUUGUCCUCCCGCUAACAAGGCCUGGGGGAGGGGGGUCCUCACUCCCCAUCACCGUCGCCGUUCCAGCCUCCAGGGGGACAGAGCAGCUCCAAAUGGAUCCCCGCUUCUUGACAGCUGGUGACUCCCCUUCUUUGUCAGCAGGAAGUUCCCUCACGACUCCCUUAUGGGCCUUUCUAAGAAGACCCCUCCCUCUGGGUCUGCCUGCCCCUCUGCUGGCUCCUCUCCCUCACAGUGCGUUGCCAGGGGGCAGGGCCUGAAUGCCCAGUUGGCAACCCCAUUGGGGGCUGCUAAGGCUCUGACUAGGCCAGGCCCUGCUCCCCAGCUGGGAUCCCAGAUAAUCUCCCCUCACUCCCAAUCAGACUGUCCCGGCAGCUCGCCUUUGCUGCUGUGCUGUGCUGGUCUCCGCCUCCAGCCCAGCCCAUGAGCCCACCUUCCUGCUCCUAAGUGCCCACCUUCCUGCUACUGCCCCAAGUCAGGGAAAUCCCCCCUUCCCACCGGUGGCUAGAUUGGAGUGGGGGAGACCACCCAGUCCUUCACUACUCCAGCUCCACCCCAUCCCCUUGUUCACUGAAUGGCUCUGCUAAAAUGCCUGGCGGUGACAGAGCAUUAACAGUGGUGCUGUUUCCAUUUGUCCUCUGUCAUGGAUCCACAGGGUCGGCGUUACACCCUGGCUUUUCCACAGUCCCUUGGAGCAGUGUUUCCCGACCGGUGUGCCAUGGCACACUGCUGUGCUGGCAGGUGGGCUGUGGAAUUUUUUGAAAAACUACAUGUGAGAACAAAAAACCUUCUCUUGUAUUCUAAUGAGCGUUGGAGCUGGAUGGCAGUCUGUACGUUUGCUCCCCGGACGAGGCCUCUUUCAAAUACUAUGCAGAGCUCACA
This is a messenger RNA of Mauremys mutica (yellowpond turtle), 1482 nucleotides long. Its product is annotated as calcium-binding protein 5-like. Gene Ontology annotation, molecular function: calcium ion binding. NCBI's taxonomy places the organism in Eukaryota, Metazoa, Chordata, Testudines, Geoemydidae. The transcript has 5 exons. The record is from RefSeq and is a predicted model, not a curated record. The coding region runs from base 1 to 618 and encodes 205 amino acids.